CGUGUCAAAACAAACGGUCGCUGUUCCUGCUACAAUUGUGAUUCCUAUCUAAAGUUUGGUGCUGAUUGUUUUCUCUGUUUGUCAGUGAAAUUUUUGAAAUUUUGACACCGUCUCCAGUUUUAAUAGCUAACUAAAAACACACUGAUUAAGACUUUGCAAUUUUCCUGGUGUUCUCUAGCCGUGUCUCUCAGGAUCAAUGGCGUCCUAUCUAACAGAGUGGGUCACGUCAUGUUUCAACAUAAUUUUGACAGCCACUGCACUCUACUCCUCUUACAAACUAUUUAAGGUCCACAGAGCACCUUCAGUAGGCUUCUUUCUGCUUGGGAUCUCUGCAGCAAUUUCCAUCUUGCAUCCCUCCAGCCCGUACCUAACUUCCCUGCAGAGAGAAGCUGAAUUGGCUGCUGAGGUGCUGGCUCCAGUGUUGGUCUCCUUUGAUUUCCUUUGGCUCAGUCAGGACCAUAACACAGCCCAGAUUCUCCUCUGUGGUUCUUGCCUGCUGCUCGGACUCUCUGACUGGCUCUCAGCAGAUACUCUCACAAUUAUGACUCGCUGUCUGGGCCUAUCAUCCCUCUCCUGCUGCCUGAUGGUGUGUUUGUUUGCUGGUAAUGCUUCAGGGGCCUUUGGGAGCAUGGCCCUCAGCCUCCCCUUACUGCUGACUCAGAGGUUUGGAACAAAAACUUUUGCUCCUCUGCUUUUUCCAGGUGCUACAGAAGAACUGAUGAAGUGUCUUUUAAAGGGGUCACUGUUGAUAGGCUGUUGGGUAUCAACUCGUGCUCUUGGCAAGUUUCUGUUUGAUGUGACUGACCAAGCUGUCUAUUUAAGUUCAUAGAAAUCUCUGAGAUGUAGGUAUCUAUGACUGUGACAGAUGUGACUGACAAACUAGAAAAAUGCAGAAAUCUAAUAUGCCUAUUAAUGUGUCAAUAUAAUAAAUAAUAGCUCCAGUAAUAGCUGGUUCAGCCUUCUCAAGGAUUUAUCUUUUUCCUCCAUCAUCAUGCAGCAUUUUUAUUGCUCAUAAUGAGCUUUUGGGGAGUAAACAAAACAUGGCAGUAAGCGUGAGUCUGUGUUACUUUAUUUAAGUGAAAUCUAUGCACAUUGCCUUUUGAUAAAAACAAACAUUAUACUUGUUUAAAUUAAUCCCAAGUUAAAAGAACUGGUUAAAAAAAAUCCCAUGUUGAAGGUAUGAGGGUUUGUUGUGGGUUUGUCUCAUAUCUCUACCUUUUGCCUCCUUGUCUCCUCUGACCUUUGUCUACCUGCUCUGUAAGACGCAUACUGUUUCUAUGUGUGUGAUGAUGUCUUAUCCUCACCUCACUAGGAGAGGAAUCAAGGAUGUAAGAAAUAAGUUUGCGGGUGGGGGUGGGGGGUUGUUGAGGGCGGUACCAAAAAGUGAAACAUGAUUUAUGAAUUUGAAAUGUAUCUAUUAAAAAACCCCAAGAAACUGAAGGUGCCAGCUGAGGGUGUGGGAAGCUGAAACUUUUAAUAGGAUUUAAAAAUUGGAUUUUAGGGUGACUGGGAUUUCCUAUUCCUAUUUCCUAUAAAAAUAAAUAACUGAUAUAGGGGGGUUCAUGGAAAAGCAUCAAGAUUUGUGGUUCAUCAUAUAGUAAAGGAUAGCAUAGUUUUAAACAGGGAAGAAUAUAAACAGUAAUUUAGAAGAAUUUCCAAACAUUAAAGAAAUAAUUCUGGGUGAAAUUAAAGAUGGGAAAAUUUUCCAGCAUGAAAGUACCACAGCAUGAAUAUUACAAUAGUCAUUUUUGUAAUGCUUGUUUUUGCUUGCCUCUGCAUUUUCUGGAACAUAUAGCCAAACCAAGAGACCAUAACUGAAGAUACCCUUUUUGUAGAAGUCUACUUAACAUAUGUUGUGUUUGACUAUUCUAAAGAUGUCAUUUGUAUAUUUGAACUUCCUGCAUGAAUUUCCUUUUUAGCAGUGUUCUUCCAUCUUCCGGCUCUUCUAACAGUUUUAAUGUUGUGGUUUCCAGCUGCCUCAGAGUCUGGGUGAUAUUUGUUCUGCAGACUCAGCACGAUGUCUGUUUAAGAAAAAAAAAAUCUGCAGUGGUUUUGGCCCAGCCCUUACCUCAUCACAACUGUUUGAUUCUUAUCAGUUCAUUUAAACAAGGGGAAAAAAACUUUCUUGGUUUGCAUCAGCUGUCUUGGUACUUGAAACAACCUGGCCUGUUUAAACCACCCUCGUUUCACUGUGUCCCAUGUCAUUUGCAUUGACCUUGUGAGAUAUUGAUAUUCUUUACAGUCAUUUGUAGUGGACGCUGCAGAGGCUCCCUAAAGAUUUCAGGGGUAUGAGCAGCUUCCUCAGCAGUUUUUUUUUUUUUUUCCUUUUUGCAGUAUAUGUGCAAGCAUCUGUGUCUUUCUCUGGGACUGCCUAUGUCAGUCUUCAGGGAAAAGAUGAACACUGAUGCUUUUUACCAUUUUUGUGGGAAGUCCAAAAUGUUAUGGUAAUUGUUGCCUUUUAAAGUGUUAGUUUUCUAUUUUUUGACCAUUUAGAAGUUUGACAUUUUGUAUUUAACUUGUUAAAUAA
Molecule: messenger RNA, 2527 nt
Organism: Neolamprologus brichardi
Lineage: Eukaryota; Metazoa; Chordata; Actinopteri; Cichliformes; Cichlidae
Source: RefSeq, a predicted model, not a curated record